Triticum dicoccoides is the source of this 1316-nucleotide messenger RNA. Its product is annotated as ubiquinol oxidase 1c, mitochondrial-like. Gene Ontology annotation, cellular component: mitochondrion. Gene Ontology annotation, biological process: alternative respiration. The transcript is spliced from 4 exons. NCBI's taxonomy places the organism in Eukaryota, Viridiplantae, Streptophyta, Magnoliopsida, Poales, Poaceae. The record is from RefSeq and is a predicted model, not a curated record. Bases 3 to 1046 code for a protein of 347 amino acids. Gene Ontology annotation, molecular function: alternative oxidase activity.
CGAUGAGCUCCCGCGUCGCCGGAUCCGUCCUCCUCCGCCACCUGGGCCCGCGCGUCUUCGGGCCGACCACUCCGGCCGCGCAGAGGCCCCUGCUUGCCGGAGGGGAAGGGGGCGCCGUGGCCGUGGCCAUGUGGGCGCGGCCGCUGUCCACCUCCGCCGCCGAGGCGGCGAGGGAGGAGGCGACCGCGUCCAAGGACAACGUGGCGAGCACCGCCGCCGCGACGGCCGAGGCGAUGCAGGCCGCCAAGGCCGACGCUGUGCAGGCCGCGAAGGAGGGCAAGAGCCCCGCGGCGAGCAGCUACUGGGGCAUCGUGCCUGCCAAGCUGGUGAACAAGGACGGCGCCGAGUGGAAGUGGUCUUGCUUCAGGCCGUGGGAGGCGUACACGUCGGACACGACCAUCGAUCUCUCCAAGCACCACAAGCCCAAGGUGCUGCUCGACAAGAUCGCCUACUGGACCGUCAAGUCGCUGCGCGUGCCCACCGACAUCUUCUUCCAGCGGAGGUACGGGUGCCGGGCGAUGAUGCUGGAGACGGUGGCGGCGGUGCCGGGGAUGGUGGGCGGGAUGCUGCUGCACCUGCGGUCGCUGCGGCGGUUCGAGCAGAGCGGCGGGUGGAUCCGGGCGCUGCUGGAGGAGGCGGAGAACGAGCGGAUGCACCUGAUGACCUUCAUGGAGGUGGCCAACCCCAAGUGGUACGAGCGCGCGCUGGUGCUGGCGGUGCAGGGCGUCUUCUUCAACGCCUACUUCCUGGGGUACAUCGUGUCCCCCAAGUUCGCGCACCGCGUCGUGGGCUACCUGGAGGAGGAGGCCAUCCACUCCUACACCGAGUUCCUCCGCGACCUGGAGGCCGGCAGGAUCGAGAACGUCCCCGCCCCGCGCAUCGCCAUCGACUACUGGCGCCUCCCCGCCGACGCCAGGCUCAAGGACGUCGUCACUGUCGUGCGCGCCGACGAGGCGCACCACCGCGACGUCAACCACUUCGCCGCGGACAUCCAUUUCCAGGGGCUGGAGCUCAACAAGACGCCUGCCCCGCUAGGAUAUCACUGACGGAUGAAUGCCCAGACCGCCUAGCUCUGCCCUUGUCAGUGAAGAACAACACUCGUAUAUGUGUCGGAUAGGUAAGGUAGUGAUGCUUGAGAAAUAAAACGGCCGUUUGUCACGACAGCUCCAAGAUUUCUCGAGGAACUAUUUGGUUAGCUAGCGAUGAACGGUGGUGCACUUUGGCUUGUAAUGGAAGUUGCUUCUGCUAGCAAAGGAUAUAUGUGCUGACAUUCUGCUUCAGAAUUCACAAGUGCACUUUCAGUUGCAGGCUCGAAA